AUGAACGGUCCAGUAGUCGGAACGGGUUGAAUGUUUGUAAGAAACAGUUUUGAAUUUUAAUUCAAUGAAAUUAAUUUUCGAAGUGUUCAAAUAUUUGUGAACGUUUCUACGUUUAAUUGUCGGACAUUUAUUUAUAAGUUUUUCAUAAUGUCUUCUGGUCCAUACAGCUACCAGACAGGAACUUCAAAAACAUUCCAUUGGGCGGAUUACGCUGUUUUUGGUACAACAUUAGCUAUCUCUGCUUCAAUCGGACUUUUUUAUGCAAUCAAAGACAGAAAUAAAAACACCACAGAGGAGUAUUUACUUGCAGGACGGUCAAUGCAUCCACUGCCAGUUGCGAUGUCAUUGCUGUCUAGUUUUAUUUCUGCUAUUACAAUUCUUGGAACGCCAGCGGAAGUGUAUGUGUACAGCACAAUGUACUGGUGGAUCUCGGUGGCAUUUAUUAUCACCGCUAUAGGAGCGGCUCAUAUUUUUAUCCCGGUCUUCUAUAACCUCGGUAUCACCAGCGUGUUUGAGUAUGCCGAGAUGCGGUUUGGACGGGCUACACGUAUUAUAGCAUGCAUCAUUUAUCUACUAUUGAUGAUGUUCUACAUGGCUAUAGUGUUGUAUGCCCCUUCACUGGCCCUAAAUGCAGUGACCGGUCUGUCACUGUGGGGAUCCGUCCUGGCUGUUAGUCUUGUAUGCAUCUUUUACACUGCGUUGGGUGGUAUGAAGGCGGUAUUGUGGGCAGAUACAGUACAAAUGACCAUUGUGUUUGCCGGUAUGCUCACCAUUCUUAUAGAGGGAUGUAAAGUCCUCGGUGGUCUUGAUAAAGCCUGGGACAUCGCUAACAAAAAUGGAAGAAUCGUCAUAUUUGAAUUUAAUACAGAUCCUCGAAUUAGACAUUCAGUGUGGAACGUGGUUAUUGGAGGGGGAAUUUUAUGGUGUUCAGUUUUCGGAACAAAUCAAGCGCAAGUUCAAAGAGCAAUUUCAGUCAGGAAUGUCACCAGAUCUAGAGUAGCAAUCUGGCUGAAUCUUCCUGGAAUGGCGUCAAUUAUAACUCUGAGUUGUUUGGUCGGAGUUGUGAUGUUUGCUUUUUAUGAAAAGUGUGAUCCAGUCUCGUAUGGAAUCAUUUCAAAAGCUGACCAGUUGGUUCCACUGUGGACGAUGGACUUACUAGGUGAAAUGCACGGGCUUCCUGGCUUACUAUUAUCAACUGUAUUCAGCGGAAGUUUAAGUACUAUAUCAUCUGGUCUAAAUGCUGUUUUGCAGCGGAUAUUGGGGAUUUUUAAGACCAAAUGCUGUAGGCUUUAUGUUUUACCAGUAAUAUUCUUCGGCGGUCUCUCCCUGGCAUUUGCUUUCAUCGUCUCUCAAGUUGGAACCAUGAUAUUGCAGUUAGUAUACAUGUUAGUUGGGGUGCUGGGAGGCCCUUUGCUAGGAAUGUUCACACUGGGUAUGUUAUUUCCAUGGGCAAACAAAUGGGGCGGUUGUAUAGGAAUCUCAACAAGUGUUUGUUUGUUAAUGUGGAUUGGUCUCGGAACGUCUAUCACAUCGACAAGUGUCACAGUAAAACCACCUGUGUACACGUCUGCCUGUAACUGGACAGCGUUAAACAAAACAGCCCCAGAAAUAAUAGACACAUCGGUCACUCUAGCACCGAACGAUGUCAAUGAUAACUACGAAGGACUACAACGACUGUACACGGUGUCUUAUAUAUGGUACUCGGGUAUUGGUGUGGUAACAGUAGUAGUGGUGGGAAUGAUUGUCAGUGUUAUAACUGGUGUUACUGAUACCUCAAAGUUAAAUCCAAAACUGAUAUGCCCUGUGUUUGACAUAUUCUUCCCGUAUUUACCAGAAAGUUGGAGAAAACCACUCCGGUUCGGAGUUAGGCAUGGGGAGGACAAAGAAGAUGAGUCUGAUACUGUAGAGAAGAGGAAAGAAAGAAUUGCCAGCCUACAUUUAAAUGAAGAAAUUCGUCCAAGUUACAUUUUUAACGGGAAAUCUAAGCAAAUCAAUGGACAUGACAAUAUUGCCUAUGUUGACCCUCCAUAUGAUACAAAACUUUAAAUCACCGUUAUACAAUCACAUCAUUAUAUAUCAAAUUGUAUCAGUGAGAGAUUUGUGCAACUUAUUUUUGUAAUCUAAAUCAAUGUUUUUUUCUAGAAUGAUGGAUUCAGACAUUUGAGAUUUUAGCAUCUAUCAUAGAAACGUAUACUAAUCAUUUUAAAAAUAUUAUUAUAAUUAAAACAGUUUACUUUACUUCUCUAGCUUCGUUCCCUAGCUUAUAUAUUAUUGUCUUUGUUAGUAUUAAUUAACUUAAAAAGUAGUUAUGCUUUCUUACAAAAUUCACGAGUAUUUCAUUGCCUCCACUGUUAUGAGAUUUAUAAAUAUAAUAUUUAUUUUGGGAAGUUUUUGGACAAAUUCUUUUCUACUUUUCCCUUUUACUUGUAAUUUAGAUAGCCUUAUUUUCACACCAAAUUUUGAAACUGAAUGUUCCCAUUUUGUUUCUUUUUCAAAAUUCAUUUUAUAUCAUCGUAUUUUUAAUCUAUGCUUCAGUUCAUAUCUUUACCCCACGUCUUUAAAUGAAUAUAAUUUUGAAUUCAUAUAGGUACUUUUAUUGGAUCGAUUGACUCCUUUUUUAUUUUUAUUCUUGUUUAAUCAGUAAUAUAUUACUUUUGAAUCUAUACUUUUAGAAUUUAAUGUUUUACACAUUUUU
Ruditapes philippinarum (Manila clam) is the source of this 2695-nucleotide messenger RNA. Its product is annotated as sodium-dependent multivitamin transporter-like. Gene Ontology annotation, biological process: sodium ion transport; transmembrane transport. Gene Ontology annotation, cellular component: membrane. Bases 148 to 2046 code for a protein of 632 amino acids. The transcript has 15 exons. NCBI's taxonomy places the organism in Eukaryota, Metazoa, Mollusca, Bivalvia, Venerida, Veneridae. The record is from RefSeq and is a predicted model, not a curated record. Gene Ontology annotation, molecular function: symporter activity.